Neurospora tetraspora is the source of this 1303-nucleotide messenger RNA. Its product is annotated as zinc finger protein. Gene Ontology annotation, cellular component: nucleus. The transcript is spliced from 2 exons. Gene Ontology annotation, biological process: regulation of transcription by RNA polymerase II. Bases 128 to 1081 code for a protein of 317 amino acids. The record is from RefSeq and is a predicted model, not a curated record. Gene Ontology annotation, molecular function: RNA polymerase II cis-regulatory region sequence-specific DNA binding; DNA-binding transcription factor activity, RNA polymerase II-specific. NCBI's taxonomy places the organism in Eukaryota, Fungi, Ascomycota, Sordariomycetes, Sordariales, Sordariaceae.
CACGUGUCCGACUUCACCAAGCGAUACUUUUACUCACCAAGCAUCAUUUCGCCUCGAUCAAGGCAGUAGUAAUAUCGUCAACACGGACCGGUCCUCUACACUUCAAACCUAACACACCGACAUCAAAAUGGCACCCACGACGUUAACGCCUCAAUAUCCUGCCCAGCCUUAUGGCUUCGCCCCGCCACCCUCCCCUCCUUUGGACGACUCCAACAAGUGCUCCCUGCCCUCGAUCUCGAACCUGCUCGUCAUGGCCGAUCAGGGAUCUCCUACCUCAGAGACAUCUCCUCAGUCUCAGCAAUGUAUGGCCGGCCAACCCAUCUUGAUACCAGGGAACUGUGGCAAGACUAACCAUUCUUCAGUACACUUCUCAAAGCCUGACAACCGUCCCAACUCUUCCCAGUUUGGCAACCCAGCAUCCAUCAGGGCGAACCUUCCCCCUAGUCCUCCCAUGUCCUCGGAGGCUUCUUUUGAGGGAUACCACUCUCCUUCAAGCAAGCCAACAAGCCAGUCCCAGGGCAGCUCCAACUACUACUAUGAGACCACGCCGCCUUUGAGCCAGCAUGAAGCCGACUCCCGGCAGAUGGCCACUGCUGCACCCAGAGCCCCUGUGUACCCGUCGCCAGCUGGCUACUCGAGUCAGUCAGGCAUGAACCCUUAUUAUCCUCCCAUGCAGCCGACACCCCCUCCGCAGCAGCAGAUGUCGGGCUUGUACUACCAGCGACCACUUCCUCAGACUUUCACCCCUUCUGUGCCAGUUUCAGUCACCCUCGCACCAGCCACGGGAGCCAACCCUUGGCAACAUCACCACUAUAUCGCUCCUUCUUCCACUGCAUCUUUCCCGCAGUCUCAGGACCGGUACAUCUGCCAGACCUGCAACAAGGCCUUCUCUCGACCUAGCUCAUUGCGAAUCCACAGCCACUCUCACACUGGCGAGAAGCCUUUCAAGUGUCCCCAUGCAGGUUGCGGAAAGGCCUUCAGCGUUCGCAGCAACAUGAAGCGUCAUGAGCGUGGAUGCCACAGCUUUGAGAGCAGCAACGGCAACAGCAGCGGCAACAGCAACAACGGCUCAUCUGCCUAAGCGACCAAUCUUCGGUUCUUUUCUUUUUGCGCUUCCAAUCAGCCUAGACGGUCCGGAUUGGCAUGAAAGAUUUCGACAAGUGUUCAUCACCACCUCCAUGGGAAGUCGGAUUUUAUAUGCAGGCAUGCAUUCCUACAAAGCCUAGCAUGUGUUUACGGAAAAGAGGGCGACAAAUCACCGGAUACAAAUGGCGCAUCACUGCUUGGGGCCGGCAAAGAUUUC